ACAGCUCAGAUUUCUCUACUAAGUUCUAGACACUUCGGAAUGACGGACAUGAUAUUUUCAGAUUGGUAUUGAGAUAUAUAAAUCAUUUUAUCGACAUCAAGAGAAAGCAGUAGACGAUCGACGAAUAGGGAUUCAUUAAUCGUUGAGAGGGAUAAUUAAAAGAUGGCAGAAAAGGGAGACAGAGAUGAUUUGAAUCUCCCCCUGGGAGGAGUUUCAUCAGAUAAUGAGGAUGAGCUAAACUCGUCCAUGGCAAGCACUGGGAGUGAGGAAGGACAAGAUAUUAAGAAGAGACGUACACAGACUCCUAGUCCUCGCAGGGCGUCACCGUUUCCAGUACCAGCCUCACCACCAAAGUUCAUUUCAAUGGAAGAGCUUAUCAAGGCAACAACUGGAGUCAAAAACAUGAGUCUUGCACAUGAGAUAGCAGUAGAUGCAAAUUUUAAAAUAGCUCCCGCAGAAAAGGAUCCAAAGAGUUUUGAGAAACAAGUGGAGAUGAUUAUGCAUAAAGCAUUCUGGGACGUUUUCCAGGAAAGUAUCAAUGAAGAUCCCCCAAACUACCACCAUGCUUUAGUUCUCAUCGGGGAUGUCCAAAAGAUUUGCGAGUUACUGCAUAUGUACAGUUUUAAGCCAUUUUCAUGCUGGAAGAAUUUUGCCAAAUUUUGA
Messenger RNA from Pecten maximus, 663 nucleotides. Its product is annotated as T-complex protein 11-like protein 1. Gene Ontology annotation, biological process: signal transduction. Bases 163 to 663 code for a protein of 166 amino acids. The record is from RefSeq and is a predicted model, not a curated record. The transcript is spliced from 5 exons. Lineage: Eukaryota; Metazoa; Mollusca; Bivalvia; Pectinida; Pectinidae.